This is a messenger RNA of Seminavis robusta, 3551 nucleotides long. The record is from the annotation of a GenBank genome assembly. Lineage: Eukaryota; Bacillariophyta; Bacillariophyceae; Naviculales; Naviculaceae.
AUGGGACGAAAGCAAAAAGCUCCCAAGAAGCUGAGUCUCGAUGAAACGGGAUCUGUGUUUGAGUAUCUUUGGAAUCCAGGAGACAAAGUUUCCACGCCACGCAAAGAAGACAAUGCGGAUCAAGGCAGCACACUCUUGGGGCGACUAUGGGCUGCAGAAGCGGAUGCCUUGACUGAUGACGCUGCUGCUCCACCACUACGGAAACGAACGAAAUCGUCCAAGAAGAAGAAAUCCGUGGACACAAGUACCACGAACACGAACACGACGAGCAAUGACGAACCGUUGGAACUCCAAGUAGCGCCUGGAACGAACCCUCAAGGACAAGAAAUUCCAGGAUCUGCCUUGAUUGUGCAUUAUGUACACACUAGUACUAAUACAAGCAGUAGAAGACGGGAGGAUUCGGCAGAGGUUCACUUGAAGCAAUGGCAGCUCGGUCCUGCUGUUCAACUGAGGACCUUGACUGCAAGAAACUGUCAAGGACAGCAAAUGGGAGAAAUGCUGCCAGCGCAACUUCCAAUUCGUGUCUUGACUUUCCAGGGGGCCUUGGAAUUGCUGCACUUGUGCUGUGCCACCCAGCACACAACAAAAGUCCAACGGGGAGAAACUGCAAUGGCAUCCACCGGGGAUUCUUGUCAGCACUUGGCUCACGCCGUGGAGAAACGCUUGUUUCUAUUGAUCAUUCAUCAGAAGAAGGAAUCAACACCAACCUACACGGUAUCCCUUUCACUCACGGACUUUGCCUUUGACACGUGUCAUCCAGCCAAAUUGUCCGUUCGGGAAACCUCUCAUACCAAAGCAUUCCAACUCGCGCACUGCCUCAAUCAAGCUCUCAUGGCUUUAUUCCCAAAACAAACGGAACUAUUACCAUUGUCACAAAAGUCAAGAGGAGGAGACAACAACACUUCUUCUACCCCAUUUAUCAAUGCCAAGGAUGUGUACGCAUUGGUCGAUAAUGUCAAACUCAAACACAUCAUGAACCGAAAAAAGCCACCUCCAGGCAGUCCUCAAGAAGCACCCUUGACAGUACCAGGAUUAAAACCAAAAUUACGACCUUACCAGGAAGCGGCAGUCCAGUGGAUGAUCCAACGAGAAAAAGGAGAAAGUGGAUCCAAUAUUGCUGCUGCUGCUGCCAAUCAAAACAAUGGAAGGGAAUGGGAAUUGGCAUGGGUCAUUGUCACUACAUCCUGUACAACAUCAACAUGUACAACAACAACAACCGUCAACAAUCAUACAUACCCUAUGGCACGGCUGUAUAGUCUACCGGAAUAUAUGCAACAAUUUCCACUGCGACAACGACAGACGGAGGAUCCUUCCAAACAUUUUUUAUUUUGCCCAUUCACCGGAUGGCUAGCCGACUCGGUCAAGGAUGCCAUGGACAUGACACUACCGGUACGCAGUCUACCUAUUCCGGACAAACCAUAUACGGAAGCAAAAGGGGGAAUUUUGGCAGAGAGCAUGGGACUGGGGAAAACGGUGGAAAUUCUCGCAGUCAUUUUGGCAAAUCCACAUCCCAGCUAUCCACGAAAUAAUAAUACUGUGGUAGUAUCCUCUUCGUCCUCCUCUUUGGCGCCCUCGGAGGAAUCGUCGUCGCAAGUCACGGACAGUCAAGAAACCGGGGAUAGCACACAAAGCAAACAUGGCAACAAUCAGAAUAAUCCACCAUUGGGGGAACCUCUUGGGACGCAAAAGCGGAGACGAAUUAUAGAGGACUCUACCAAACAAUCUACCCACAGUUUGGACUCUGCAGACGAUAUUAGCGACGAUGAUGAUACAUGCAGUGAUGACUCCUUGCCCAUUGCACAGCUCAAGAACAAAAAUCAGCGUGCUAAAGAGGCGACAAGCAUUUUGUCACGUGAGCAAAGCCGUUGCUCGAACAAUGAUGACGACCCCGACACUGAAAUCGUUGUUGAAACACCUACGAGCCUCGAGGAGCGAUGGAUAUGUACGGGGAAUGGGGAGAUUGGAUCCUGUAUUUGUGGAAGAUCCAUAUCGUUUGUCCCCGAAAUGCCUCCCGAGGAUUCGGUUGUCGUCUGCCAAGGGUGCCGUGAGCCCAUGCAUUGGACAUGUGCCGCAUUCGGCGAGGAACGGAAGCAGCUUUCUACCAUGAACCGUGGAGUCUUGUUCCGUCACAAGCUCUCGAAAGAUGGUUUUUGGUGCCGACUUUGUCCCGAAACAUUUUGUCCCUGCUGUGUUGGAUCAGCUGAUCCGGGGACAAACGACAAGCUUCAAAGUAGGGCAACAGUGAUUGUAGCCCCUGCUGCAAUUCUGAGCCAGUGGGAGCGUGAGAUCAAAAUGCAUGUUCGAGACCCCAUCAAAGUCGUCGUCUACUCUGGUGUGAAGAUUCUCAUGAACGAACAACAACGACGGAAGAAAGGCGGACACGAACCCUUUCAAUUCGUCCACCCUCGGCUACUGGCAGACAAUGACUUGAUUCUGACUUCCUUUGAAACUCUGCAACAGGAUCUUGGGCAUAGCGACAAAAAUCCUUUUGCGUCAGGGAGGGCAUCGCUGCGAAAGAGAAAACGUUACCGGGUUGUGCCGUCGCCGCUCUCAACUAUUUCGUGGUGGCGCGUUUGCCUCGACGAAGCACAACGUGUGGAAACCCCAACUGCUGGGUCUGCACAGAUGGCUCUCAAACUUGACACUGGACAUCGAUGGGCAGUCAGUGGAACUCCGGUUGGUCGAGGCAAACUAGAAGAUUUAUUCGGGUUGCUGGUGUUUCUGAGGUCAACUCCCCCUUUCAAUGACUGGAAUUGGUUUCGGAUUUGCUUCCCAUCGUCUGGUGGGGCCGGCUGGAAAAGUAGGUUGAGGCUCCUUCUAGGGUCGGUCUUUUGGCGUUCCACAAAGUCGAACGAGCUUGUCGCAGAACAGAUGGCGGUGCCUCCACAAAUAGAAAAGAAAAAUCUACUCAAGUUUUCAAGUAUCGAGCGUCAUUUCUAUAUGACCCAACUGGAUAAGACUUUGCAAAUCGCCGGAGAUCUCCAAAGCAAAACAAAGCCAAAGGAUGGUGCUCCCUUCACCAAGAGACCUCGAGGUACCAAAAGCUUGGAAUUGCUUGCUACCGAGAUGCACAAUCUUCGUGCUGCUUGUUGCCAUCCACAAGUAGGCUCAAGUGGAUUGGCGCUGGGAAAACGAACCCGCACACACGGCAGCGUCAAGGUCUUGACAAUGACGCAGGUCUUGGAUCGGUUGAUUUACGGUGCCAAGAACCAAUGCGAGGAAGCACUCCGCGUAUCCAUUUUUCAUUCCAAUGCAAUCGCGGGGAUUGCAAGGCUCAAAGUGGACGCAAAGCGAUACCACCACAUUUCAAUAGCAGAGCACGACGAUUUUCUCUGGGCAGAGAGCUGUAAGCUGUACCAAGAUGCGCUUGACCUUGUCGACAAAAACGCAUCGCCGAGUCUCGCAACCGGAGAAGCCUUGCUUACGGCAGUCGUGGCUUUCGUUCCAACCAAAAGCAAAGUCACGGGGGGAAGGCCGUGCUGGACUGGCAGAUCCAGCAACAUGAAACUGCCCGUGCAAACCAAAGAAGUGGCGAAGUCAAACAUCUCUUA